Molecule: messenger RNA, 555 nt
Organism: Candidula unifasciata
Lineage: Eukaryota; Metazoa; Mollusca; Gastropoda; Stylommatophora; Geomitridae
Source: the annotation of a GenBank genome assembly
AUGCCGUAUUACUAUGACCUAAGGAUUUUCAAGUGGUUCUCUGGUGGAUCCAGGGCUAGGAAACCGGAAGACCACAAGUCAGAUCCAUCAUCAGUAUACAGAUUUGAGUCUCUGAUGUGUAUGGAUAGAAGUCAUAUUCAAGAUGAAACAUUACGUAAUGCCUCAUGGUAUCAGGCUGGGUUACCUCGGGACAUUGCUCUGGAAAUCCUGCAGCAGGAGGAAGUUGGAUCUUUCAUCGUGCGAGACAGCUCCUCACAUCCCGGCUGUUAUGCCCUGUCCGUCAGAGUUCCAAAGUUUGAAAAUUCUUCUGGCAUAUCUCACUAUUUGAUCUUACGGACACACAGGGGAGUUAAAUUGAAGGGCUUGGACAAGGAAUGGUCAUCUCUGACAGCUCUAGUCACCCACCACACAGUUCUCAGAGAGUUGCUGCCCUGCACACUACGUCCCCCAAAAGUCAAAGGUCAAGAGUCAGCAUCAUCCCGAGGUCAGGGGAACAUUUGUAUCAGCAGUGAUGAUGGACAUAUUGAGGAGACAGAUGGCUACAGUGAAUCCUAG